Molecule: messenger RNA, 600 nt
Organism: Pelecanus crispus (Dalmatian pelican)
Lineage: Eukaryota; Metazoa; Chordata; Aves; Pelecaniformes; Pelecanidae
Source: RefSeq, a predicted model, not a curated record
AUUUCGACCUAUUAAAGGAAGGCAAGAAGAACUAAAAGAGGUGAUUGAACGUUUUAAGAAAGAUGAGCACUUAGAAAAAGCCUUCAAGUCCUUGACGUCAGGUGACUGGGCCCGGCACUAUUUUCUUAACAAGAACAAAAUGCAGGAAAGGUUGUUCAAGGAACAUGUAUUUAUUUAUUUACGAAUGUUCGCAACUGACAGUGGGUUUGAGAUACUGCCUUGUAAUCGGUAUUCUUCUGAGCAAAAUGGAGCCAAAAUUGUUGCAACGAAAGAAUGGAAACGAAAUGAUAAAAUAGAAUUACUUGUGGGCUGUAUUGCUGAACUAUCAGAAGUGGAAGAAAACAUGCUGCUGCGACAUGGGGAAAAUGACUUCAGUGUCAUGUAUUCCACACGGAAAAACUGUGCACAGCUGUGGCUUGGUCCUGCUGCAUUUAUCAAUCAUGAUUGCAGACCUAACUGUAAGUUUGUAUCAACGGGCAGGGAUACAGCAUGUGUGAAAGCUCUAAGAGACAUUGAACCUGGAGAAGAAAUCUCUUGUUACUAUGGAGAUGGAUUUUUUGGAGAAAAUAAUGAAUACUGCGAAUGCUACACCUGUGAAAG